CUUUCUUUCUACUGUUUCCAUACUUGGCCUGAAUGCUGUUUCCAAAUAGAACCUUAUUUACCCCAAGACAAGCUCAUCGAUGUUAUGCGAUUAUGACCAGAGCUAAACACCGAGCGGGAAUCCCCGUAACCUCACCUCAACCAGCAAAACCGAUCAAAAAGAAACAAAUUGACUGGAAAUCAGAUAAUCCGGAAAAUAAGGGAGCCUCUACUGUAGUCAAUUACAAUGCAACCCAUGCUACUGGAAAAGAAAAAACACUAGACACACCGAAGAAGCGACCAGCAAAGGUAGCUAUGAUAAAGAAGCCAGCAGGAAUUUCAGAACGCAUCGUUCAGAUCCCAACAAAUAUAGUACAACCUGCUGAUCCACAUAUGCUUAGAGUAGCAGUCAUUGGAGCUGCUAAUGCUGGAAAAUCGACUCUAGUGAAUAAGCUUAUUGGAGAAGAGGUUUCUGGAGUUUCACCCAAGGCUCAUACAACACGAGAAAGAGUGUUGGCCGUGCUGACAGAGGGUCAACAUCAAAUUGUCUUUUUGGACACUCCUGGAAUUAUACCAGAUCGUAAUCAUGCCCAAAUGAAUCGCACACUUGCUACAUCUUCAUGGCGAUCUUUGGAUGAAGCAGAUCAUGUCAUGAUCGUUGUCGACGCAAACUGGUCACUCAACACACAGUCACUCAAGACAGAGCAGUUCUUACUGUCUCGACUUCAUGAUAUACAUAUUCCUGCCACACUCGUCUUUAAUAAAAUGGAUCUUGUUGGUCAUGAUAUAAAAGUGUUAGAGGAUGUCAAAAAUAGAUAUGAAAGAGGAUACGGAAGUAUACAACAAAUUGUGUAUACUUCAGCUACAGAAGGAAAGGAUGUCGGUACACUCAAGAAUACACUUUUUAGCAAGUCUUUAUCAAGACCAUGGGAAUAUCCAGCUGAACAAAAAGUAGAAAUGCCCAAUUUGAAGCGAGUAGAGGAGAUCAUUAGAGUAGAAUUCUUUAAACGCCUGCAUCAUUAUAUUCCCUAUAUGAUUAAACAGGAAAAUGUUGGAUGGACUGAGUUAAACAAGACACUGGUGAUUGACCAGAAUGUCUAUGUUGAGAGAGACAGUCAAUUGAAAAUUAUAGUAGGAUCAAACGGCAAGAUAAUUAAUAAUGUUAUUGCAGAUGCCAAGGACAAGAUCAGUCGAGCAUUUGGAAGGCCAGUGAAACUAAAUAUACAGGCCAAAGUAAGAAAGACUCCUAUUGCUGGUUUGAUUUAGGACUCUUUUUUUUAUAUUGUAAACUAUUUGUAAUUAAAAUUAAGCAUUUACUUUAUUCCUUCCAAAAAACAACAACAAUGCAUGCG
This is a messenger RNA of Rhizopus microsporus ATCC 52813, 1330 nucleotides long. RefSeq names its product GTP-binding protein Era. The coding region runs from base 93 to 1244 and encodes 383 amino acids. NCBI's taxonomy places the organism in Eukaryota, Fungi, Mucoromycota, Mucoromycetes, Mucorales, Rhizopodaceae. The transcript is spliced from 7 exons. Gene Ontology annotation, molecular function: rRNA binding; ribosomal small subunit binding; GTP binding. Gene Ontology annotation, biological process: ribosomal small subunit assembly. The record is from RefSeq and is a predicted model, not a curated record.